Molecule: messenger RNA, 1173 nt
Organism: Ipomoea nil (Japanese morning glory)
Lineage: Eukaryota; Viridiplantae; Streptophyta; Magnoliopsida; Solanales; Convolvulaceae
Product: F-box protein CPR30-like
Exons: 1
Coding region: 1-1173 (390 amino acids)
Molecular function (GO): protein binding
Source: RefSeq, a predicted model, not a curated record
AUGGAAGCUUCAACUCCAUUUUCAAACAUACCUAUUGAAAUCAUUCGACUUAUACUUUUACAAUUGUCGGUGAAGUCUGUGAUUCGGUGCCAAAGCGUAUGUAAACAGUGGCUUUUGUUGAUAGAGGACUCAGAUUUCAAGCUCUCCUAUCCUGGACAACGACGAGUGAUCUUCUUCUUGCUGGAACCCAAAAGCCGAUAUUAUUAUGGCAAUAGUUCCAGAGUGGAUGUUAGAUCCGCAGGCUAUGACCUUCGUCUUCAAAGGCAUAAACGGCCUUUCGGAGGGGCUUAUUCAUGGAUUCGUGCAAGCGACAAAGACUGUGUUAGAUUGUGUUCUUGCAACGGGCUUGUGCUUGUGGUGACUGAGAGAGAUAUUUUGUUGUGGAACCCGUCCACCAGGUGUUCGACAAAAGUCCUCGAGUGGCCAUAUCCGGAACAGUCAAAACGGGUUAUCCUUACAGGGUUAUGUUACGACCCCUGCACUAGAGAUUACAAGGCCGUCCUAUUACUUUGCAGCCAUCCAUUUGUCAUCUCUGUCAGCCUCAAUCGCAAAGAGUGGCGACCAGUGGAGUUCCCUUAUAGCUUGCUUUGUGUUGGAGGCGGUGUUGACUUUCGCAAUACGUUUCACUGGUGGGUAAGUGACAUCAGAUAUCGGGAUAGGGAUUUCUCGUCAGGUAAUAGGAUCGUAUAUUUUGAUCCUGCCCAUGAUGAAUUCAGAAUCUUGCCCACCCCCAAACUGAGGCACGGAAGAGAAAACUCGAUAGUUGGGUUGGGGGUUAUAGACGACUGUUUUUGCAUGGCAUGCAUUGUCCAGGUAGAAGAACCUAAAGCCAAAAUCAAAAUGAUACAAGUAUUGAUUAUGAAGGAAUAUGACAGAAUAGAAUCAUGGAUGACUGCGUUUUCUAUCCAAAUGCCUGAACAUCCAGAUAUUUAUGGGAGUUAUGGCUUCACAUUAACAUUCUAUUCUCUAAAAAAGAAUGCACAAGAAGUACUAUUUCUGCGUAAGGGUAAGGGUGUGGAGUGCUUAUAUAUUUAUGAUCGGAAGAAAGAUGAACUGAAGGAAGUUCUGUUGGACUUCCAGGCCUUGACUUUUUAUCGUAGAGACAUUGCUAGUAUGUGUUUCUAUGUUGAGAGUCUUGCUUGCCCCGGCCACAAUGGAUUGUUGUCCCUAUGA